AUGAAUAUUUCAGUUCCUAUUGGUACAGAGGUUGACUCUGUUUCUUUCUCUCUUUAUGAGCCGAAUGAAAUUAGAAAGAUCUCUGUCAAGCAAAUCGUUAAUCCCGUCCUUUUUGACACAUUAGGCCACCCUACGAAAGGUGGUCUUUACGAUCCUGCACUUGGUCCAUAUCAAAAGACUCAAAUUUGUGCCACUUGUUCACAAAACCACUUUAACUGUCCGGGACACUAUGGUCAUAUUGAAAUACCUAUCCCUGCUUACAAUCCUAUGUUUUUCGAUAACUUAUACGCCAUCCUUCGUGGUAUGUGUGUUUAUUGUAAUCAUUUCCGCAUCUCUAGAGCUUUGAUGAAGAAAUAUACCGCACAAUUACAGCUAUUAGAAAAUGGUAUGGUCAAUGAAGCUCAAGAUUUAGAUGAAAUACUCUUCAACAAUAAGAAAUCGUCCAAGAAAGAUGAAGAUAACUUGGAAGAUAAGAUGGAGGAAGAGAGCCAAUUAUUAGCAAAUGUGGAAGAAUAUAUGGAUCACAUUGACGAAUAUGUUAAGAAAUGCUUGGCUGAUGAUGAAGCUCGCAAAUUUGCAGCCAAGAAUUAUAAGGUUACUGUCAUCAACGAUGUCCGUAAAAGACUCAUGUCCGACUUUAUGAAAGCCUGUGUGCAUCAAAAGAAAUGUCUCAACUGUCAAGGUAUUUCACCUGCCAUCCGACGUGAUGGUGCAGCAAAACUUUUCCAACUUGCACUUACUAAAAAAGAACAAACUCAUAUGGAUCGUAUCAAAAGUAACAUUGGAUUUACCGACGAAGUGAAAGGCUUCAACAGUAAUGGUCAACGUUUCAUGACAAAUUAUGAGGUUAGAAAACUUGUUCAAGCUUUGUUUGAAAAGGAAGGAGAAGCUACCACAUUAUUAUUCGGUGCACGCGAUCCCCGUACACCAACUCAUAUUAAGACGGCCUCAUAUCACAUGUUUUUCAUCGAGACACUUGCUGUUGCUCCCACUCGUUUCCGUCCCCCCUCUGUUAUGGGUGAUAAAGUGUUUGAGUCCCCUCAGAACGAACUUUUAUCAGGUAUUUUAAAAGGCUGUCAUCUCGUUCGUGAUUUCUCCGAAGAUUUAAAACAAGCCUCCAAUGAAGAUCCCGUGGAUAAAGCUAAAUUGGAACGUAUCCGUAAUAAUUUUGUCGAAUCCAUCAUCAACUUACAACACGCAGUCAACUCUUUCAUUGAUUCUACCAAAAAUCCUGCUCAAGUCCAGCAAGGUAAGACCAACCCUCCUGGUAUUCGUCAGGCCUUAGAAAAGAAGGAAGGUCUGUUCAGAAAACAUAUGAUGGGUAAGCGUGUCAAUUAUGCUGCUCGUUCUGUCAUUUCACCCGAUCCCUUCAUCGAAACCUCUGAAAUUGGUAUUCCUCCCGUAUUUGCCACCAAUCUCACUUACCCCGAACCUGUCACUCCUCACAAUAUUAAGGAAAUGAGACAAGCUGUUAUCAACGGUCCUUACAAGUGGCCUGGUGCUACUCACGUUCAAAACGAAGAUCAGUCGAUUGAUGUGUUGGCCGAUUUAAGUAUUGAAUCUCGUAUCGCGCUCGCCAAUUCACUUUUGGCUUCUCAAAGCACACAUACUGCUCAGACGGGAAAUAACCCCUACCCUACCCGUACUCAAACAGUCAAUAAGAAGGUUUUCAGACAUUUGCGUAAUGGUGAUAUGCUUUUGCUCAAUCGUCAGCCUACACUUCACAAGCCUUCUAUCAUGGCUCACAAAGCUCGUAUUUUGCCGGGAGAAAAGACAAUUCGUAUGCACUAUGCCAAUUGUAACACUUACAACGCAGAUUUUGAUGGUGAUGAAAUGAAUAUUCACUUUCCUCAAAAUGAAGUGGCUCGUGCCGAAGCAGCUUUCAUUGCUAAUACAGAUAACCAAUACCUGGUACCUACCAGUGGUGAUCCUUUACGUGGUCUUAUUCAGGAUAACGUUGAUUCCGGUGUAUGGAUGACAGCCCGUGAUACAUUCUUUACCAAAGACGAAUAUCAGCAACUGUUGUACGGUUCACUUCGUCCUGAAGUUGACGGUACAGGCGGUGGUAAGAUCCGUACGUUGCCUCCUACUAUUUUCAAACCUCAAGCUUUAUGGACCGGUAAACAAGUUAUCUCUACGAUUCUCAUGAACUUGACUUGGGGUAAAGCCCAACUCAAUUUAACUUCCAAGAGUAAAGUACCUGCUCGAUUCUGGGGUCCUGACGCUAAGGAAGAAGAAGUCGUUAAUGUCAUGGAAGGCCAAUUGAUCCAUGGUAUUCUUGAUAAAUCUCAAUUCGGUGCCUCUUCUUAUGGUCUUGUUCACUCCGUCUAUGAAAUUUAUGGCGCUGAAUCUGCUGGCAUCCUUCUCAGUAUUUUGGGUCGUUUGUUCAUCAAGUUUAUUCAGAGUCAUGGUUUCACUUGUCGUAUGGAUGAUUUGAUUUUAACAAAGGAAGGUGAUCAAUGGCGCAGGGAUUUGCUGAACGAAGGUAAGGGGCUCGGUGAUGAAGCUCAUCUCGAAUUCCUUGGUUUAGCUGAAACUGCCAAGACGGCAACACCCGAGGUGCUCAAGAAAGAAUUCAAACUUCGUAUGAAUGAAGUCGUUCGUGAUGACAAUAAAUUAGCUGGUCUGGAUAAUGCCAUGAAAGCUAAGGUCAACAAAUUGACCUCCUCUAUUACCACCAAAUGUCUUCCCAAUGGUUUGGUUCGUCCUUUCCCAAAGAACAACAUGCAAAUGAUGACUGUGUCUGGUGCUAAGGGUUCAAAUGUCAACGCUACUCAAAUUUCAUGUUUGCUUGGUCAGCAAGAACUGGAAGGUCGUCGUGUCCCUCUCAUGGUCUCUGGUAGAUCGCUUCCUUCUUUCCGUCCCUUCGAUACAAGUGCACGUGCUGGUGGUUUCGUCACGGGUCGUUUCUUGACGGGUAUUCGUCCUCAAGAAUACUACUUCCAUUGUAUGGCAGGUCGUGAAGGUUUGAUUGAUACUGCUGUCAAGACAUCGCGUUCUGGUUAUUUGCAACGUUGUCUUAUUAAACAUCUCGAAGGUCUUCGUGUCCAUUACGAUCAUACUGUUCGUGACUCUGAUGGCUCUGUCUUGCAAUUCCAUUACGGUGAAGAUUCUUUGGAUGUCAUCAAAGCGAAGCAUAUCAAUCAAUUCAGUUUCUCAGCUCAUAACUUUGAAGCGCUCUCUCAAAAAUACAAUCCUAAAGCUGCUUUGGCUUCUCUUGAAACCAAGAAAGGUGAAGAAUAUGCCAAGAAAGCUCUCAAGAAGCCCAGCAAAUAUGAUCCUGCGUUGUCUGUCUAUAAUCCUGGUACUCACUUGGGUGUCGUUUCCGAACGGUUCGCUAUCGCUAUGAAAGAAUAUAUGGAUAAGAAUCCUGAUAAGAUGCCAUUUGAAAAGGGUGCUGAAGUGCCAAAGAACACUGCCCGUUAUGCUGGCUUAACGAAGAGCAAGUUCAAGGCAUUGAUGAAUUUGAAAUACCUUCACAGUUUGGUGGAACCUGGUGAAGCAGUGGGUCUUUUAGCCGCUCAAGGUGUGGGUGAACCUUCUACUCAGAUGACGUUGAACACUUUCCAUUUUGCUGGUUAUGGUGCGGCUAACGUUACCUUGGGUAUUCCACGUCUUCGUGAAAUUAUUAUGACGGCUGCUCGUAAGAUCAAGACACCAACCAUGCUGUUGCCUCUUCGUCCUGAGAUAAACGCCAAGAAGGCUUCUAAUUUCUGUAAGGCUGUAUCAAGAUUGACUUUAGCGCAAUUGGUGGAUAAUGUCACAGUAUCGGAAAAGACAACUUCGAAGACGGCUGAAACCAAUUAUCGCAGAUCAAAGACCUAUUCUAUUCGUCUCAACUUGUUCAGUGAAAAGGAAUACAAGGAAGAAUACCGUGUGACGGCUAGUAAGGUAAAGGAAGUGCUGGCAACAGCGUUCUUGAAGGAUUUAGAAGAAUUGAUUCGCAGAGAUAUCAAAGAUACCAAGAAGAUGGAAGAUAUCGGUAAAGGACAUAAAAUCUCAGAUGCUAUGAAUGAUGAAAACGUGGACGAGACUAUUGGCGACAAUGUUGCACAGAAUGCCUAUGAUUCAGAUGCGGAAAUGGAGGAAGAUGCAAAGACAUCGAGAGUAGCUGAUAAGAAUAAAGAACGAACCAGUUACGACGAUCCAGACGAAGAUGAUAUGCCAGAAGAUGAAGAAAAGACUUUGGAAGACGAAGAAGCCGAGCUUGAAGAAGCAGCUUUAGCAGGCGAAGAUGAUGAAGAGGACGAGCCCAAGGCACCAACGAUGGGUGACUACGAAAAGAACGCUGUUUCUAAGAGCAAAUACUGCACCAAGUUUGUGUUUGACAAUAAAGAGGGCGCUUAUUGUCAAAUCGAUAUGGAAUUCCCUGCUGAUACCAAGAAGAUUUUGAUGGUCAGUUUGAUCGAAAAGUCAUGCUCUCGUGUUGUCGUACAUGAAGUAAAGGGCAUUCAGACAUGUUUCGAGUACAUCAACCCUACCGAAAACGAUACUUCUAAACGUCUUCAAACAGAAGGUGUCAACCUUAGAGGCAUGUGGCCGUAUGCCGAUCUGAUUGAUGUCAACUAUAUUGAUACCAAUGACAUUGCAGCCAUUUUGAAUACUUAUGGUGUUGAAGCUGCUAGAAAUGCUAUCAUUAAGGAAGUCGCAGCUGUCUUUGGUGUGUACGGUAUUAAGGUCGAUCGUCGUCAUUUGACUGUCAUUGCUGAUUACAUGACUUUCGAAGGUGGUUAUAAGCCAUUCUCUCGUAUUGGUAUUGGAUCCAAUGUUGCACCUUUCCUUAAGAUGAGUUUCGAAUCAACAUGUAAAUUUUUGACUGAAGCAACAUUACAUGGUGAUUAUGAUACUCUGGAAUCACCCUCUUCAAGAAUUGUCGUUGGUCGUGUCGUUGAAGGCGGUACUGGCUCUUUCGAUAUUCUACAACCCCUCACCACUGAAGCAUAG
This is a messenger RNA of Mycotypha africana, 4944 nucleotides long. RefSeq lists its product as uncharacterized. Bases 1 to 4944 code for a protein of 1647 amino acids. NCBI's taxonomy places the organism in Eukaryota, Fungi, Mucoromycota, Mucoromycetes, Mucorales, Mycotyphaceae. Gene Ontology annotation, biological process: DNA-templated transcription. The record is from RefSeq and is a predicted model, not a curated record. The transcript has 4 exons. Gene Ontology annotation, cellular component: RNA polymerase I complex. Gene Ontology annotation, molecular function: DNA binding; DNA-directed RNA polymerase activity.